AUGGAUAUAGAAACAGAACCUGGUAAUGAGAACGACACAUCACGAGAACAAAUGAAGACCUCCAAUGACAAAACUACGCCGGAAAAGCCCAAAGAAACACAUAAUCACAAAAAUACAAAAUCCAAAAGGAGCAGCAGAUCAAGAACACCUCAGAAGAAACUCGAAGAUCCGAAAGUUUUACAUAUGACUCUAAAAAGAAUGGACGAAGAAUUAAACGGCAAGAAAGUAAAAGAAGAAAAGAUGGAAAGCAGAAAUGGCGAAUCGCAGAAAAUUGAAAAUGGGGAAAAAUUAGAGGACACGGAGCAAGUAGAGGAUAAGGAGCAAGUAGAAAACGGAGAAAAAGUUGGAAAAGAAGAAAAAGUUGUUAAAGGUGAAACAUUUAUAAAAGGAGAAAAAGUUGUAAAAGGGGAUCAAGUUGUAAAAGGGGAAAAAGUUGGAAAAGAAGAAAAAGUUGUUAAAGGUGAAACAUUUAUAAAAGGAGAAAAAGUUGUGAAAGGGGAUCAAGUUGUAAAAGGGAAAAAAGUCGAAAAUGGAGAAAAAUCUCCUAAAGUAGACUUAACAAAGGAGACAGAAAAUGGUGAACCGGCUAAAAUAGAAACAGUGAGGGAGUCUACAAGUGAAGCAGAAAAUGAUCUUGAAAAACCUAUCGACAAUGGUUUUAAUGGUUUUAAAGAAGUCAUCUCAACAGAACCAGAAAAACCCGGUAAACAAGACUCCAAAGAAACAGUCGAAAUGGAUCCUCUAGUAAUAAGCGAUGAAAUAGAUGCAGAAUUACAAUUUUUGGAGGAAAAUUCCGACAAAGAUUCGGGCAAAGGGUCACCCUUGAUGACUAGAUGUGCCACCAGGAGGUCUUACACUCGCAAUAUUCCUACACCAAAGACGCCGAAAUUGCCAGAUCAAGAAACUGAUUCGGAAAAAAAUUCGACUGUUGAUCAAUCUGAAGAGAUAUGUAACCUACCUAAUGACAUCCCGAUACCAAAGACGGACAAUCCAAACGACACUAAAGACUCUCUAGACACGGAAAACGCUUCGAUAAAAGUAGAAGUCGGUAGUGAUUCUACACGAUUGGAUUUCUCGGAAAUAAAUAACUCCACGGAACACGAUUUGAGCUACCUAAACAGUUUGAGGGACAGAGGUUUGUCGUCUAGGCGGCCAAUAAGAGGAUCAGAAGAUUACAGGAAGAGGGUUUUAAAGAAUACGUAUAACAAAUCGGAUUUGAAUAUACUCUACGAUGAGGUUAGUACGGGUGUGAAACGAAAGAACAGAAGUAUGACACCGGAAGAUUCGAAAAAAAUCCGUAUCGACUCUCCCGGAUACAGGACCUUUUUCACCAGCCCUUUCGCUAGCAUAAAGAAUAAAUUUAAGACCGACGUGCAGUCUAGCACACCGGAAUUAUUAGGUUAUAAGGAUGACAGGAGCCAUUUACAUUUUAAUGAUAAUUUAGACUUAGCGAAAAUAGAAGAGGCUGGAGACGAGGAGAAAAAGAGCUGGUGUUCGCUUAUGUAA
Molecule: messenger RNA, 1506 nt
Organism: Psylliodes chrysocephalus
Lineage: Eukaryota; Metazoa; Arthropoda; Insecta; Coleoptera; Chrysomelidae
Source: the annotation of a GenBank genome assembly